AUGUUCUCUCAGCUCAUAGUCGCCCUCGCCCUUUCAAGUUUCUCUCUCGCAUACAACAUCACCUCGCCGGGCGAUUCCCAUAACUGGACGGAGCGUGGACCCCAGCCCGCCACAUGGGAACGCGCGAGCACCGACCCGGAGACCGUCACCGUCGUGCUCACCAACAAGAACAGCAGCGUCAUGGCCGAGAACCAAGUCAUCGCCACCUCUCUUGACGGCAAGACCGGAAAGGCGGAGCUCAACCCGCCUAAAGGCAAGUGGCCCGCAGGCGAGGGAUUCAUCCUCAACUUCUGCCAGAAAGGGCACACUACCGAUGCGAUCCUCGCGCAGUCGAAGGAAUUUUCUAUCAUCGGAGUCGGCAGCGAGGGAGUUGACUCUUUGCCAAGCACUUUACCGCAGACGCAGAACUUGGAUACCCCGCCGCAGGUUGCGAAAUCCAAUGGCGCGAUGGCUGCCUUUGAGGCGACGAAGGACGGCUUGAUGGGAUUAUUGGGAUUCCUAGCGUUGAUGGCCGUGUAG
Pleurotus ostreatus (oyster mushroom) is the source of this 519-nucleotide messenger RNA. RefSeq lists its product as uncharacterized. The record is from RefSeq and is a predicted model, not a curated record. The transcript is spliced from 2 exons. NCBI's taxonomy places the organism in Eukaryota, Fungi, Basidiomycota, Agaricomycetes, Agaricales, Pleurotaceae. Bases 1 to 519 code for a protein of 172 amino acids.